GCCAGGCUUUUGAGCUGGCGCUUGUCCCGACGCAGGCUCCGGCUUUCUUCAGAGAGGGAGGCGGGGUUAGGCCUCCGGAGCGGCUUUCUGUCUUUCUCUCUCUCUCUCUCUCUCUCUCGUGUGUCCGGGGCCUGAGCGGGAAUUCAUCUGCGAAGCUUCUUUCGAUUCCAGGGCUGCCCCGUUUGGAAGAGGGCGCUGUAAUUAUGGCAAUGACCGGUCCAGCACCUUGUUCAUCUAUGAGUAACCAUACUAAGGAGCGAGUUACAAUGACAAAAGUGACAUUAGAAAACUUCUACAGUAAUCUGAUUGCCCAGCAUGAAGAAAGAGAAAUGAGACAAAAGAAGCUAGAAAAAGUGAUGGAAGAAGAAGGCUUAAAAGAUGAAGAGAAAAGACUAAGAAGAUCAGCACACGCCAGAAAGGAGACAGAGUUUCUGCGACUGAAAAGAACAAGGCUUGGACUAGAGGAUUUUGAGUCUUUAAAAGUAAUAGGCAGAGGAGCAUUUGGGGAGGUGCGGCUUGUUCAGAAGAAAGACACAGGGCAUGUAUAUGCAAUGAAAAUCCUACGAAAAGCUGACAUGCUAGAAAAAGAGCAGGUUGGCCAUAUUCGAGCAGAACGAGACAUUCUAGUGGAGGCAGAUAGUUUGUGGGUUGUAAAAAUGUUUUAUAGCUUUCAAGAUAAGCUAAACCUUUAUCUUAUCAUGGAGUUUCUACCUGGAGGUGAUAUGAUGACGUUAUUAAUGAAAAAAGAUACCCUUACAGAAGAGGAGACUCAAUUUUACAUAGCAGAGACUGUGUUAGCUAUAGAUUCAAUUCAUCAGCUGGGUUUUAUUCAUCGUGAUAUCAAGCCGGAUAAUCUUCUCUUGGACAGUAAAGGCCAUGUGAAGCUGUCAGACUUUGGUCUUUGCACAGGACUGAAAAAAGCACAUAGAACAGAAUUCUAUAGGAAUUUGAGCUAUAAUCUUCCUAGUGAUUUCACUUUUCAGAAUAUGAAUUCCAAAAGAAAAGCAGAAACUUGGAAAAGAAACAGAAGACAAUUGGCUUUCUCCACUGUGGGAACUCCAGAUUAUAUUGCUCCAGAAGUCUUCAUGCAGACAGGGUACAAUAAGCUUUGUGACUGGUGGUCCCUUGGAGUCAUAAUGUAUGAGAUGCUAAUUGGUUACCCUCCUUUCUGUUCAGAAACUCCUCAAGAAACAUACAAGAAAGUAAUGAAUUGGAAAGAGACUUUAAUAUUCCCCCCAGAAGUUCCUAUUUCUGAAAGAGCCAAAGAUCUCAUUUUAAGAUUUUGCUGUGAAUGGGAACAUCGAAUCGGUGCCCCAGGUGUUGAAGAAAUUAAAACAAAUCCCUUUUUUGAAGGAGUUGACUGGGAGCAUAUCAGAGAGAGACCUGCAGCAAUUUCCAUAGAAAUCAAAAGUAUUGAUGACACAUCAAACUUCGAUGAAUUUCCGGAAUCUGAUAUCCUUAAAUCUGCAGUGACCACAGGUAACCAUCCAGAAACAGACUACAAGAACAAAGACUGGGUCUUUAUCAAUUAUACCUACAAACGAUUUGAAGGCCUGACUGCUCGAGGGGCAAUACCAUCCUACAUGAAGUCUGGAAAAUAACAGCUCUUUGCUAGAUGGUUACUCUCGUCUCGAAACUUUUACCCCGAGGACUGUGAAAGUUUGAAGAAUGCAAAAUGACAUCUUAUGCUCUGUUUACAUUACAAGUGAUGGAACGGGGGAAAUUCCACAAAUCGCACUUACAGAUGCAUUUGCAGAUUUUAUUAAUUAGUCUUUGGUCUUUAGGUAAAUUUUUUUAAGACUGUUACUUCAUCAACAAAGAAAAGAGGUUUUUAAUUACGAGUAUGAUGUGUUCUGUCUUACAAGUGCUGUCUGAAAAUACAGCUCAGUUCUAAGGGCUAAGGCAUUACAGAAGAAGCAGAGCAGUAAUUACUAUGGUGAGAGAGCUGAUUCUCAGUAGUUUAUCCCAUAGGAUGGCAGAAUCUUUUUUGCCUUAAAUAUAGGGCUAUUCGUGUUUUUUUGAUAGCAUCUUUUCAGUCCAGUAAUGGCUUCAAAACCUGCGGCACUUUACUGCUGGUACUAAAAUAGUCAUCUGGAAGUAUUAUGCCUUUUAAUAAAUUUCUGGUAUGUAUAACAUUAUGUAGUCUAUAAGCAAUGUUAUGAGCAAUGGUGGCAAUUUCUAGUAAAACCUGUUUAAAGAACUUUUUUUUUCUAUUUGGUAAAAAAAAAGCAGAUCACUAGUAAUAACAUAAACACUUUGUAGGCAAUACUGUAAGGAAAUAGGAAACAAUAUGUCGUCCUUCCUUCCCUUCUUUCAGAUCUUUUACAUAUCAAAGCCAAUACAUAGUUAUAAAAAGAGAAUGAUUCUAAGAUUUUGAGCUGCUAUAGUUUUGUAAUACAAAUUACAUGAAUUCAUAUUGUUGAAUCAAAGUUUGUUUGGUUGUAAUAGUUGCAUACACUGGGCUCUUUGACACUAUUAUGAUAUCCAGUUUAUCCAGGCAAAUCCCAGCUCUACACAAUGUACCAUUUACUAUUCUUAUUUAGUAUCUCAUUAAGUUUGGAGGAUGAUUUAUUCUGAGUCACAGCACAAUGAUUAUAAAGAAAUGUACAUGUGCAUUUGGAAAUAGAAAAAGGAAAGAGGAUUGACCUGAAAAUUAUGUCCCAGAAUACUUUUAAGUACAUUAAAUUUUUUAUCAGAUAAUUGAAUAAAAUUAUGAAGUUUUAAUAUAUUCUGGCUCUUUUCUUAUAAUUAAUAGACAAAGAGCACCUAAAGUUUUCUGCUCAAAUAGAUCAGGAAGGAUAUGUCAGUUCCAGGAUUAUUCAAAAGCCCUUAUUCUUUUUGAAAGAUCUGAAGCAGCUUGCAGUAAUAUCAGCCAUUUACAUUAACCAUAAAUUGUCCCAUUCUGUUUCAUCUGUUCUUACCCACUGGACUUUUUAAAAACGGAACUUUUUUUAUUGUAGCUAUAUACAUGCCAUAGUGACAUACAUGUUCUCCAAGAGUGUGCCAUGUGCCUUUCUACCACAUAAAGCAGUAAUGUAAACUCUUUCUAAUCCUAACCCUUAUUUUCAAUGCCACAAGUUUUGCUAUCUAUCUCCAAGAGUCUUAGAAAGGCUGCUACUCCAAGUAGCUUUCUAGAUGUGAAUCUACACAGAAAUGUGAGGAAGAAGCAAAUGAAAUAUUUGCAUUUAACUUAAGCCUAAAGGGAAGCUAGGCUUGCUUCCGCUUUUAAGUAUCUAUGUGCCUAGUUUUACAAUUACCAUGUUUAGACGUGUCUCAUCUGUAAUGAGGCUAGGGUUUUGCUUACUUGCUAGAUAAUGAUGGAUUUGAAGUUAAAUUCUGGUGCUUGCUAAAUAUUGAAAACAUGUAGCAUAUAUAACUGGUGCUUAAUAAGCCUUAAAUAAAAAAGCUGUAGAAAACCCUCAGGGUAACCAAAUAGCUUAAGAGAGUUGACCAGCCAACAACUUUUCAAAGGGAAGAACAUUUGAGUUACAUUCUAUCUCCAUUACAGUAAUGUGUUUCUUUUGCAUUAUGUCAAUAUAGUACAUAGCUGUUGUGCACAGUGUGAUAGAUUAUGAAUGCAAGGAUAGUAUGCAUGUGGGUAAAUUGAAUUUACUGUACAAGGUGUAAUUCUGCUUGUCUUUUGUAAUUAGGAAAUAUCUAGAGGGAUUUUAUGUGUUUUUAUUUUAGUGAAGUUGAAUAAAGCAUAUUGCUAUAAGCAAAAGACUAACUUGAGUUCUGCAAUCUGGACAGUGGCCAAGAUCUCAGUAGACUAUCCUGUUAUUGUGUAGUGUGCUUGUUUGCCACUGUGACUAUGGCUAAAUUCAGGACACUCACAAACAAGGAUAGUAUAUUGAGAAGCUUAUGAAAAUUAAAUCUUAUUCAUUUUUUUAAAAAAAAACUCUGCCAUUUCCCCUUGCAUGGAAGUAUUAGCAUUUGGAUUCCAAUUGUGUGUUUGGGAACACUAAAGCAAGGGUUCUAACAAAACAGGUUAUAUAUUUGAAUGCAUAAUGUUGGCACCUAACUCACAGUUUAGAGAGUGGUCCAUAUGAACUUGCGUCCUUAUUCCUCCUCAUUUUAAGCCCAGCUAUGUUGGUAUUGUUCUCAAAGUGAAUUAAAAAUCCCAGCUAUUUAACAUUUGAAAGUAUUAAGUUCUAACUUAAAAGGAACCCUGUUAAAGCUUAAUUGCCAUUAUUGUCAAUGUUAUUUGUGAACUCAUAACCAUAAUUGGGCUGCACUGAAGCAUGUAAUUGCCAUAGGCUGCCACUUUCAUAUUGCUGGCUCUUGACAUCUUGCACAAGCUCAUUGUACUUUUUGAAAGUCACUUUUCUAGGAUGACACUUCCUUGUUCUAAAGCAAUUUUUCGAUCUAAUUGGCCAAGCAAUUAUAUCAUACUAGUAAAUGCAAGUUGCUGUAUUUUGCUGAGCUGAAUUAUUAAGUAAUCACUGAUGUAUCUUCCACAUACCCCCAAAACUGCGAAAGUUUAAGAUUUUGGCUUGCUGGGGUAUGGGACGAAAUAAAAAUCUUGGCUUAAGGUAAAUAUAAGCAACAUACUGCUGGUUGUGUAUGAUUCCUAGCAGGUUAUACUACACUUAGGUACUGACUAGCCGCUGUGCCUGGGUUCUGCCUUAUUUUGGUAGAUGACAAUUAUUUUGUAUCUGCAUAUGGCUGUUCCUAAAUGCAAUGUACAAUUUAGUACACUUUGUAUGUGAUUUGUUGGUUUUAUUUGGAGACCAAUUCUAUAUGGAACAACCUUUGCAUUCUGAAAUGUAUAAAAUUCAUUUUCAAUAAAUGUAGUUUUGCUA
Molecule: messenger RNA, 4802 nt
Organism: Ahaetulla prasina
Lineage: Eukaryota; Metazoa; Chordata; Lepidosauria; Squamata; Colubridae
Gene: STK38
Product: serine/threonine kinase 38
Exons: 14
Coding region: 204-1601 (465 amino acids)
Biological process (GO): intracellular signal transduction; peptidyl-serine phosphorylation
Molecular function (GO): ATP binding; protein serine/threonine kinase activity
Source: RefSeq, a predicted model, not a curated record